AUGGCGGACAAUUAUGGGUGGAAGUGGCAAGAGAGGCUAGAGGAGCCGAGGUCUGGCCACUGGACCAUCAGAGCGAUUCGACCCAUUCUGAUAGAAUGGGCGGAUCGAUCCUGUGGAGGAGUCUCCUUCCACCUUGCGCAGGUCUUGUCAGGGCAUGGUUGCUUUGGCAAAUACCUGUGCAGGGUGGGACGAGAAACGACUGCCGUAUGCCAUCAGUGUGGUUGCGCCGAAGAUACGGCGCAACAUACACUGCAGGCAUGUCCGGCGUGGAAGGAGCAGCGGUCGUCUCUGACCGCAAUGGUAGAAAACGACCUUUUCCUGCCAACCGUAGUUCGAGCUAUGGUCGGUAGCGAGACGGCGUGGAGUGCGGUGGCCUCUUUCUGCACUGAUGUAAUGUGGCGGAAGGAGGCAGCGGAACGGGAGCGAGAGGAAGAUCCUUCCUCUCAUCCUAUGCACCGCAAACGCUAG
Molecule: messenger RNA, 468 nt
Organism: Hyposmocoma kahamanoa
Lineage: Eukaryota; Metazoa; Arthropoda; Insecta; Lepidoptera; Cosmopterigidae
Exons: 1
Coding region: 1-468 (155 amino acids)
Source: RefSeq, a predicted model, not a curated record